AUGGGAGAAACUGAGAAAAAAAUUGAAACCCGUAAAACAAGAUGUCUUUCCAAGAUGAAGAUAUUUCUGUUGGCCUUAACAUGUGCAUUUGUAUCCAAAGUACUAUCUGGAGCUUAUACGAACUCCAUGCUCACACAAAUAGAGAGACAAUUCAACCUCCCAACAUCUCUAGUUGGAUUCAUUAAUGGGAGCUUUGAGAUUGGAAAUCUUGUGUUGAUUAUAUUUGUGAGUUAUUUUGGAACCAAGCUGCAUAGACCUGUAAUAAUUGGUGUCGGAUGUGUGGUUAUGGGCUUAGGGUGUUUCUUACAAGCCUUACCUCAUUUCCUCAUGAACCGAUACGAAUAUGAAUCUACAGUUUCAAUUUCAGGCAACUUGUCCUCAAACAAUUUCUUGUGUAUGGAAAAUGGAACACAAAUUAUAAGACCAACGCAGGAUCCAUCAGAGUGUGUGAAGGAGGUUAAGUCCUUAAUGUGGGUGUGUGUACUAAUAGGAAAUACUAUACGUGGGAUGGGUGAAACUCCCAUCAUGCCUUUGGGUAUUUCCUACAUAGAAGAUUUUGCCAAAUCUGAAAACUCUCCCUUAUAUAUUGGGGUUAUAAAAACAGGAGCUAUCAUUGGUCUUUUGGUUGGACUUUUGUUAGGGUCAUUCUGUGCAAACAUUUAUGUGGACACUGGAUUUGUGAACACAGAUGAACUGACCAUAACUCCCUCUGAUACUCGUUGGGUUGGUGCAUGGUGGUUUGGCUUUUUGAUUUGUGCAGGAGUGAAUGUGCUCACUGCCGUUCCUUUUUUCUUUUUGCCCAAAACACUUCCAAAGGAAGGACUAGAGGAUGAUGCUGACAUCACUAAAAAUGAUAAGGAAGAGAAACAAAGAGAAGAAGCCAAGAAGGAAAAAGAUGGACUCACUAAAGAUUUUUUACCAUUCAUGAAAAGUCUUUCAUGCAAUUCAAUAUACAUGCUUUUCAUAAUUCUAAGUGUGGUACAGGUCAACGCAUUUGCUAGUUCGUUCUCCUUCCUGCCUAAAUAUCUGGAACAGCAAUAUGGAAAAUCAGCUUCGGAUGCAGUCUUUCUAGUUGGUAUUUAUAACAUACCUCCAAUAUGCGUUGGAUAUAUUGUUGGUGGUUUAAUUAUGAAAAAGUUCAAGAUUACUGUCAAACAAGCUGCCCACAUAGGAUUUUGGUUAUCCUUAAGUCAUUAUCUUCUCCAUUUUUUGUGUUUUCUCAUGAUCUGUGACAAUUCUUCAGUUGCUGGCAUAACUAUCUCUUAUGAAGGAAUUCAACAAGGUGUAUACACGGGAAAUAACAUCCUUGCUGACUGCAAUACAGCUUGCAGCUGUCCAACUAAAACAUGGGACCCUGUGUGUGGAGACAACGGUUUGUCGUAUAUGUCAGCUUGUCUUGCAGGUUGUAAGACAUCCGUUGGAACAGGAAUAAAUAUGGUGUUCCAUAACUGUAGCUGCAUUCAAGCAGCGGGACAUUCAUCUGCAGUUCUUGGGCUGUGUGGCAAAGGACAUGACUGUUCCAUGAUGCUCCAGUACUUUCUAAUCUUGAUGUCAGUUAACAGUUUCAUUUAUUCUUUAGCUGCCAUACCUGGAUUUAUGGUUCUCCUGAGGUGUAUCAAGCCUGAAGAGAAGUCCCUUGGUGUGGGAUUACAUGCCUUUUGCAUGAGAAUAUUGGGUAAAACAGUUAUUUUUCCCAACAUCACAUUAGACCAAUACAUCUACCUUGGAUUGCCAGCAGCACUCAGAGGAUCAAGCUUUAUUCCAGCCCUAGUGAUCCUAAUUCUUUUGAGGAAGCAUCAUCUACCUGGUGAAAAUGCCUCUUCAGAAACUGAGUUUGCAGAGACAAAGGUUACAGGGAAGGAAAAUGAGUGCAAAGAUAUACAUCAGAAUUCCAAGCUUUUGAAUGAUGGUGAAUUGAAAAUUAAACUGUGACGUCUAUUACAUGGUCCUUUCCGGAGGUGGAGAACACACUAUAUGACUUAAUUGUUUUAAAAAUCAGUAGAGGUACUGCAGGUAACUUUUUUCUUAUCUUUUAGAACUUCAAAAAUGUAUUUUUUUUACUGAAAGUAAAAAUGUUCACUGAUGGAAUCAAUAGCACUCAUGAUUUUCCCAGGAGGGACGUUUAUAACAACUCUCUAACUAAGAUGUUAGAGCCAGCUUUAUUAUUAUGUUAAAACAGCAAUUUCUUUUUUAACUCAUGUAAAAUAAGGGUGUAUUUCCCACAUCUCUUUUUCCAAAUAGUUCUAAAAUUUUCCUGUCGAGAAAGCCUACUUAAUUCCACUGAACUUGUGCUUUGAUACUGGCAUCAUUCAGAGCCUGAAAUUGUCAUUCUGCUUAUGGGAACAUUGACAUAUUUUAUUCAUAUUUAUCACUCUUAUGUGAAAGAAGCCCACAUUUUAUUCUAUUUAGAAAUUGUUAUUUAACUCCUCCUAUUCAUCCCAGACAUGACUAUUUUAAAAUCGAUUACUCAUUCAUAUGUCAUCUCUUGCUUUCAAUUCUUUCUCUCCUUUAUUACUCAGGUCAUAUAUUUGCUCAUUUUGUUCAGAGUACUGACAAAUUGAAUCGGCUUAUUAAUCAUGUAGCAAAGAUUGUUGGAUUUUUUUUUUCUCCAGCAAUUCAAUUUUGGCUAAUAAACUCUUUCUUGAAAACAA
Messenger RNA from Galeopterus variegatus (Sunda flying lemur), 2651 nucleotides. It is a transcript of the gene SLCO1A2, whose product is annotated as solute carrier organic anion transporter family, member 1A2. Gene Ontology annotation, biological process: bile acid and bile salt transport; sodium-independent organic anion transport; transmembrane transport. The transcript is spliced from 13 exons. Lineage: Eukaryota; Metazoa; Chordata; Mammalia; Dermoptera; Cynocephalidae. Bases 1 to 1932 code for a protein of 643 amino acids. The record is from RefSeq and is a predicted model, not a curated record. Gene Ontology annotation, molecular function: protein binding; bile acid transmembrane transporter activity. Gene Ontology annotation, cellular component: membrane.